AUGGCGAGUCUUACACGGAUUGGCGUUGUCUGCCGAAUUGGAGCCAAACCUCUGCUCCUUAGCAACACCCUCCUUCCUCGGGGAUUGGUCGCCUACCAGAAGAGCCGUGAUGUGGAGCCAUUCCGAUUGGCCGUGCCACAGAUUCAAGCUGCUCAGUCACACACAGCGACCUCCGGCUCCAAGGCAGCGUCCAUGCACUGGACGAGCGAGAGGGUGUUGAGCGUGCUCCUGCUGGGCAUGGCGCCCGCUGCCUACCUGUACCCAGGCCCUGUCCUGGACUACACUGUCGCCGCUGCCCUCACUCUCCAUGGGCACUGGGGCAUUGGACAGGUGCUGACAGACUAUGUCCAUGGAAAGACAAAGAUCAGACUGGCCAAAGCCGGUCUGUUCACCCUGUCCAUGGUCACCUUCGCUGGUCUCUGCUACUUCAACUACAAUGACGUCGGUGUCUGCAAGGCCAUAGCCAUGCUGUGGCGCGUCUAAACCCGGGGGCUGAUGU
Chanos chanos (milkfish) is the source of this 499-nucleotide messenger RNA. It is a transcript of the gene sdhda, whose product is annotated as succinate dehydrogenase complex, subunit D, integral membrane protein a. Gene Ontology annotation, molecular function: heme binding; ubiquinone binding. The transcript has 4 exons. Lineage: Eukaryota; Metazoa; Chordata; Actinopteri; Gonorynchiformes; Chanidae. Gene Ontology annotation, cellular component: mitochondrial envelope; respiratory chain complex II (succinate dehydrogenase); membrane. The record is from RefSeq and is a predicted model, not a curated record. Gene Ontology annotation, biological process: tricarboxylic acid cycle; mitochondrial electron transport, succinate to ubiquinone. The coding region runs from base 1 to 483 and encodes 160 amino acids.